Messenger RNA from Orussus abietinus, 4525 nucleotides. RefSeq names its product beta-glucuronidase. Bases 2164 to 4215 code for a protein of 683 amino acids. The transcript is spliced from 16 exons. Gene Ontology annotation, molecular function: beta-glucuronidase activity; carbohydrate binding. Gene Ontology annotation, biological process: carbohydrate metabolic process; glucuronoside catabolic process. The record is from RefSeq and is a predicted model, not a curated record. Lineage: Eukaryota; Metazoa; Arthropoda; Insecta; Hymenoptera; Orussidae.
CACGCACGCACGGCUCGAGUCAUCUAUCCGCCCGAAACCCUCUCCGACCCUCUCGUUCCACCCCUGCGACUAGACGGAACGUCGCGCCUUCCCCGGACCCACCCGCUCCAAGGACGAAGGGGCUGCGAAGUAUUUCGGAGAAAUUACGUAUCCGACUGUCCAAGAAGGCACGAACGUCCGAUCGAGGCUAAAUCGUGAACACGCCACCCUUGGGUAUUGUACGGAGGAUAGGAUGGGCCGUGAGCUCGCGGAGGAAUUCGGGAUAAUUUUUCGACACGCCGACGCGCACGUGCGAGCCGAUGGAAAUUCGAGGAUGUCCGGUGCAUAAAGGCUCGAGUCUGCGGGACGCUCCGAAACGAGCUCAAAACGACGAGGGGGACUCGGCCCAUUGUACCGGUAGCAUUGUCGAACCAUAAUUGAAAUUCACUUUUAAUCGCACGCUUGUAUCUCCGUUACAGGAAUAAUGGGAAGUCAAGCUGCUCCCGCUGCAUCGCACACUUUGGAGCUUCCCAAAUAGCGUCGCGGGGCUAUUUAUACGUCUGCUCCUUAAGAACGGUGCACGACACCUGUAAAUAUGUACGGAUUGUACGCAACACCGACGUCGUGUAUAAAAAUAAGAGCAGGUACGUUACGUCGCCCAGGGUGCUCUUGAAGAAUUUGGACAAACCGUUGGACAGCGUUCUACCGAUGGGAUUUAGAUGUUUGUAACGAUACGAAGUCGUUUUGGCACGGUCACGAAACGGUCUCCAACGGUUAUUCGAGACGUGGCGCUCCCGUACGGCGAGGUUAGUCAUCUCUCGGCACCUGCAGGGUGUAACUGCGUGCACGUGUCCAUGUAUGUACGUAGACACCUAGGUACGCCCGUCUGCACGCCGGCACAUGCAAAUGCAUGGGCAGAUUUACUCGCAGCAACCACCGGAGUCAUCACGGAAUGGUCGUUAAACUAGCGCACUGGCUCGGCACAGUUCUUGGGCCAAUGACCUAGUCGCUUCCCGUCUGAUAAAGUUCGUUCGUGCGCGAUAACGCGCCACGAAUUCAUCCUGCCAAAGACAGCGCAUCGCGUGUCAAUCGGACACACCUACGCACCUCGAAGCCAUUCAAGUCUGCAAAGUUCACGGGCGAGCACGGCCCGCAGAAAAGUGCUAACACACUGCUGAAUGAAAACUGCAUUUACAGAGCGUCUAUUUAUGCACCGUCUAGAGUACUCCAUAAUUAGAGGUAUAGGCUGCUCCGUGAUUUCCAGGGUCCUAUCUCCGUCCUUGCACUCUCGAAUAGAAAUAAAGCAAAAGAGCGGAAUCGCAAGGCGAUACGCCUGCAAGGCUGAAUUAUUAAUUCCUGCCGAACGCAUUGUACCAAUGAUACAUUCGAGGAAUUAAUUCGGAGCCUUUUACGUACUUAGCGUAAAUAAUACCACGGACUACGUUGAAGCUGCAGCUCUUCGCUCUUCUCCUGAAACAAGUGCCGCAGUAUGUAGAUAUAUGGGUCAAUAAUCGCCCGGCACUCGCACACGCCGAAUCGAGCCGACUUCCCCACACCGACGAUCGAUGCGACUGUAUCGGUGAUUCAGACUUAGGCGCGACGCGCCGGAAGUAGCCGAUUGUCGGUGGGUCAAUCGCCUUUUUGGCCAAUUAACUCGACGCCGUCGCAGUCCGGACGAACGGACCGCAAAGUGGACCUCCCUCCGAGCACGUAAGGACCCUUUGUCCUUUAUUCGAAAUAGCCUGGCAGGAUUGAAAGAAACGGCAGGGUCAGCGAGGACCGAGCCACCCUCGCCAAGAUUCCAGGAGAUUGGUCUCGGUCAUCGAUCGCGGCCACUCCGGGAGCGAGAUGUCCCGAUAAGUGCUCCUAACGUCCUGGAGCGAGCGGCAGGACGAGUCGCCCCGGAAGGCUUGGUAGAGACCGCCGACGAGGGAGGCGCGCCGGGUUGGCCGCGUCGCCGCUGGAGUCGCUCGGCGCCACUCACCGGGCCAACGGCAUCGGCGUGCCAGCUAGAGGCGGCUAAUGGCGGCCGCGGCCGAAACCGACCGGGACGCGAGUGGUAAUCCGUGCCGGACUCGCAGUGGGUGCGCACCCCUUAUGGUUCACGCCGUUACCUGCGUGCGCAGUGCCUCGCAGCGCACCGGACGCGCAGGCCGAGCGUGACCUACGUUCACCCAGAAGGGCAUGGAGGCGAUGCUAUUAAUUUGGUUUUUGCUGCCAUUUCCGGCCAUGGGCUCCCUAGCAGGGAGCAAAUUCUCAACCGAGGCGGAGACCCAAGACCUUUACACCGACGAGGACUCCCUGGAGGAUGGUUUCGAUAUCAGCAAGUAUUUUAAAGAAACGGCAUCGCUGGCUCCAUUGCCCGGCAUGCUGUAUCCACGCGAGAGCGAGUCUCGCGAGGUGAAAUCCCUCGACGGGAUGUGGGACUUCCUGGUGCCACCCAGCGAGGACAUCCAGCGGGGAUUAAGGGAGUCCUGGCACGCCCAGGAGUUGUCGAAGGCUGGUCUGGUGAUGCAAAUGCCGGUCCCAUCGUCCUACAACGACAUCACGGUAUCCGGAGGACUCCGGGACCACGUGGGCGCGGUGUGGUAUGAAAGGACCUUUUUCGUUCCUUCCUCUUGGAGAGAUGAGCUCGUCUUUAUCAGAUUCGGCUCGGUCAACUAUCUCGCCCAAGUGUGGAUCAACGGGAAAUUGGCUACGAAUCAUGAAAUGGGUCAUCUACCGUUCGAGUCGGAGAUCACGUCGUACUUGAUCUUCGGUGGAAAGAACCGGAUCACUGUCGCCGUUGACAAUACCUUGCUGCAAACCAGCGUACCUCAAGGUAAAAUCGUCGAGAUGACCACUGAGAAUAAGACGGUACAUGUCCAGACCUAUGCCUUCGACUUCUUCAACUAUGCCGGGAUUCACAGGCCGGUGUUGCUGCACACGAAGCCUACGAUUUACAUAGAAGACAUCACGAUAAAGACGGGAGUGAUCAGCAAUAUGGGUUUCAUCAAGUACGUCGUAGAACCUGCAGGACUGCAUGAAAACGACGUCCCGGUGUGUAAGGUGAUUCUGCUGGAUGCCGAAGAAGCUUUGGCUAUAAAGGAACCUGUUUACGGUAUUUCUGGCAUGUUAAAAGUACCUACGCCAAGAUUAUGGUGGCCUCGUUCGAUGGAUCCAAACCCUGGCUACCUUUACACGCUGGAGGUUAGGCUGUGGCUGCCCAAUGUUACCAAGCCCGACGUCUACAGGUUGCCUAUCGGUAUCAGGACCUUGGCAUGGAAUAAUACAAGUCUGAUGAUAAAUAAUCGUCCGAUAUAUUUCCGAGGUUUUGGAAGGCACGAGGAUUCUGCGCUAAGAGGUCGGGGAUUGGAUUUGGUGACCGUAACAAGAGAUCAUGAGUUAUUGCAAUGGGUCGGCGCGAAUUCUUACAGGACCAGUCAUUACCCUUAUAGCGAUGAAGUAAUGGACAUGGCAGACAGGCAAGGUUUUCUGAUCAUCGACGAGUGUCCAUCCGUGGAUACGGAAAAUUUCUCGCCGGAUCUCUUGGCCAGGCACAAAGACUCCUUGUCGGAGCUUAUCAGAAGGGAUAAAAAUCGUCCCUCGGUGAUAAUGUGGUCUCUCGCUAACGAACCUAGAAGUCAACUGAGAGAUGCAGGAGAUUAUUUUAAGCAGAUCGCUCAUCACGCCAAGGCUCUCGAUCCAACGCGACCUGUUACGAUUGCUAUAUCACAACAAGUCAAUGAUGACAAAGUUGGUCAGUAUUUGGACGUAAUUAGUUUUAAUCGCUAUAACGCAUGGUAUAGUAACCCUGGACGAUUAGACAUGAUAACGAAACAAGUUCAAGAUGAAGCGAAAGCAUGGCAUAGGAAGUACAACAAACCUGUCCUUAUGUCAGAGUACGGUGCAGAUACGAUGCCUGGAUUGCACGAGCUUCCGGAGUAUGUGUGGAGCGAAGAAUAUCAAACCAAGUUGAUGUCUCAGCACUUUAAGGCAUUCGAUGAGUUGAGAUUCCAAGGUUUUUUCAUCGGAGAAUUUAUCUGGAAUUUUGCUGACUUUCGUACAGCACAGACGUACACUCGAGUCGCUGGAAAUAAAAAGGGAGUCUUCACAAGGGACAGGCAACCAAAAAUGGCGGCUCAUCUGGUCAGGAAACGUUAUCACGCAUUAGCAGUGGAGUUAGACGACGCUCAGGCUCCAAAUGAUCUCGAGAAUUACAUCUCGCCCUUUUAUACACAUCGAUCAGAAAUUUGAAAACGCACGGUUAUAGAAUUUCUGUACAAAUCAUGCGGAAAGUAUUACCAAUGAAAGUAGACCAAUGAAAUAGCUGAACUGUUAUUCAAAAACUAUGCUCGCAUGAGAGAAUGUUUAUUAUAUAAACAUAGAAAAUAUGAUAACUGUAUUAUCUUUAUCCAGUUUGAUAACAAACUCUCUUAAGACGUUAGUAGUAAGAAUAACAGUACCAUUGACGACAUUGUUACCGUUAUAUUUUUUAUUUCAGUCAAUGAUUUUAAAUGUGACUCGAAGUUGUUAUCUAUGCAAAUAAAAUCAUACUUCUAUUAAA